This is a messenger RNA of Aspergillus campestris IBT 28561, 1461 nucleotides long. RefSeq names its product putative lipase/esterase. The transcript has a single exon. Lineage: Eukaryota; Fungi; Ascomycota; Eurotiomycetes; Eurotiales; Aspergillaceae. The record is from RefSeq and is a predicted model, not a curated record. The coding region runs from base 1 to 1461 and encodes 486 amino acids. Gene Ontology annotation, molecular function: hydrolase activity.
AUGAGUCUUAGCACGCCGCUGGGUCUGCUCCAGGCCAUCCUGGUGAGGAUCCCCAUGCUCCUGAAGAUCACGCUAUGGCAUGGCAUACGCUUGUCGCCCGUCGCGGGCAAGCAAGAUCUACGAACAGAGUUGACCGUCGCCGUCAUUCGAUCCUUCAUGAAUUUUAUGAUCCCCGUCAGUAAACAGCAGAAAGGGGCGAUGCGCGACCCGGGCAUCAAGGGUCCCAUCUGGGUGUCCAAGGUGACCCUCCCGUCGCCCGGGGAGGACGUUUGCAACGCCGUGCGCAAAGCCUUUGAGGAUCUACAAUCGGGUGGGGAGACUUUCGAUCCCCCCGGGGUGGGACCGGUGGAAGCGGAGUGGACGGGCUAUCGCAAUGGUGUGGACAAGAAUGAGCCGUUGCCUGACAUCCCGGAGGACGCCAAGUUCGACGCGCUACGGGCAGAGGCCCCGUCGGACAGCGUGAUCCUGUACUUCCACGGCGGUGCAUACUUCCUGAUGGAUCCCUGCACUCAUCGGGUACCGGUGGCACAGCUGUCCAAGCGCACGGGGGCUCCCGUGCUGUCGGUGCGAUACCGUCUGGCGCCGCAGCACCCGUUCCCCGCCGCGCUCGUCGAUGCGCUCGUCGCAUAUCUGUCGCUCAUCGCCCCGCCCCCGGGCUCCUUUCACGCCCCCGUCCCCGCGAAGAAGAUCAUCCUCGCGGGCGACUCCGCGGGGGGCAACCUGUCCCUCGUGCUGCUGCAGACGCUGCUGACCCUGCGUCGAGUGUGUCCCACCGUGCACUUCCACGGGCAGGCUAUCCCUAUUGAGACUCCCGGCGGCGUAGCCACCAUCUCGCCCUGGUGCGACAUCAUGCGGUGUCUGCCCUCGAGUACACGCAACGCGCAUUUCGACUACCUACCCGUGCCCGCCCAGUCCCCCGAGUCCAUCUUCCGACCGCUGCCGAUUCCCACCGACGACGUGUGGCCCUGCAAACCACCGCGUGUCGAUUUCUUCGUCAACGCCAACGCCGUCCUACAUCCACUCGUGUCGCCGCUGACCGCGCCUCCCGAGCGCUGGGCAGGAGCGCCACCCGUGUUUAUGGGCGUCGGCGAGGAGGGUCUAACGGACGAGGCACUAGUUCUAGCCCGACGCAUGCACUCGGCCGGGGUGCCCGUGACGGUCGAACAGUUCGAGGGCAUGCCGCACUGCUUCGCGCUGCUCAUGAUCAAGACCGCCGCCGGGAAACGCUUCUACGACGGCAUGGCGGAUUUCUGCCGCCGCGCCGUGGCAGGCACGGUCCGGCCGAUGGACACUCUGACCUACAUUGCAUACAAGCUGCGCUCGGAACGGUCAAUCCCGUGGGACGAGGCUGUGACGCUGACGGAUGCGGAGGUGGAUGAGCUGCUGCAACAGGGUGCGCACUCUCGUGUGCGGGGAGAGAUGGAGCUCCAGAAGGAGUGGAAGGAGAGAGCCAAGUUGUAG